GGGUUGUUCGCUCGCUGGCUUGGAGGAGGUGAGGUGGGGACAAAAUAUCCACACAAGAAAAAGUGCCUGAAACGGCACCCCCUCCACCACCAGCACCUCUAGCCCUGGCGCGGCUAGCGUUAGGCGUAUGCCUUAUCAAAGUGACGACGUGAACGAACCGUCUUUUUUUUUUCACCUCCUCGUACAACCUCCGAGAGCCAGCGAUGUGAAAUUUUAGGAGUGCACGCAGGAUAGCGCUUGCCAGAAAUGCGGUGUGUCGGCGUGGAGGGUCGUAGUAGUACUACUGCCGCGGUGGACUCUUGAUGUGGACGUUUAUUCGGAUGAGGGGUCCGCUAUGCUCUGGCAUCUCCUCCAAGCGCUCGUCUGGCUGCAAGUAGCGUCCGCGGUCCUGCCCACCGAAGACCCGCCAAGCAUCGUCAUCUUUCCUCGGGAUCAGACGGUGGUGACCGGACGGGUGGCGGUGUUUGUCUGCACGGCUGUUGGCAACCCGCGCCCACAGAUCGAAUGGCGCAAAAACGGCAAACGCGUCUCCACCAACCGCUACACGGUGACCGAGAUGACGGGCGGGUCGGUGCUUCGCAUCGACCCUGUCCGCGCCGGAAAGGACAAUGCCACGUACGAGUGCCUCGCUGAAAAUGGUGUUGGCGAGCCCGUUAGGGCUCAGUUCACGCUCACUGUGCUUGAAGAGAACCAGAUCCCACCAGGCUUCCCGCACUUCAAGCUGCUGCCCAACCUUCAAGGCGUGGAGCGCAACCGCAGCGCGCUGCUUCCCUGCAAAGCCGAGGGAGACCCCGAACCCAAGCUGUCCUGGCUACGAAAUGACAUCCCUGUUGACAUGUCCAAUCCACGCUACUCCCUCGCAGCUGCUGGUUCCCUACAGAUUUUUGAUGCCCAAGAGGAAGAUCAGGGCAACUACGAAUGCAUUGCAGAGAACAGCGUUGGCACUGCCAUCUCGCCCAUGGCAACCCUCUUCGUUCGUGUGCGGCGAGUUCCACCAUACUUCUCGAUCCCUCCGGAGUCGACUUAUGAAGUGUCACCGGGCGCCACGCUGAACCUGACGUGCGUGGCCGUGGGAUCCCCCAUGCCGUUUGUGCGUUGGCGCAAGGGUUCCGUUGACCUGACCUCCGACAGCGAGGUCCCCGUGGGCCGCAACGUCCUGGUGCUAGAAAACAUUCGCGAGUCGGCCAAUUACACCUGUGUGGCUGGCUCCACACUCGGCAGCAUUGAACAUGUCUCGCAAGUGCUCGUCCAAGCACUGCCCCGGCCACCUACCAACCUGGCCGUCUCCGACGUGACCGCCACUUCAGUGCGGCUGUCGUGGUCAUACGAGGGCAGCGGCUCGGACAACAUUCGCUAUUACGUGGUGCAAUACAAGCCACGUCAAGCCAAUCGCGAGUACAGCGAGACGAGUGGCAUCACCAUGCCGUAUCACCACGUCAGGGACCUCAGUCCCUACACGGAGUACGAGUUCUACGUCAUCGCCGUCAACGACCUGGGUCGGGGCUCCCCCACCGUACCCGUCACCGUCACGACGGGGGAAACAGAGCCCGGCAGCGCGCCUCGAAACUUACAAGCACGAACCUUGAGCUCAAGUACUGUGGUCGUUCAGUGGGACCCUCCUAAGGAGCCAAAUGGCCAGGUCAUGGGCUACAAUGUGUACUACACGACUCAGCCUAGCAUCCCGACGCAGUCAUGGAAUGCACAAACAGUUGACAACAACCAGUUGACAACCAUCAGCAAUCUGACCCCACAGACCAUCUACACUAUACGGGUGCAGGCCUUCACCAGCCGUGGCCCAGGUCCCUUCUCGUCGCCCGUGCAAGUCAAGACCCAGCAGGGCGUGCCAAGCCAGCCACGGAACCUGAAGGCGGUGGCAGUGUCCCCGACGGCCAUCCAGCUAAACUGGACGCGUCCCCUGGACCCGGCCGAGAUGGUGGUGGGCUACGAGCUCUACUGGAACGACACGUUCACUCAGCAGCAGGAACAGCGCUCCCUGCCCGACGGCCAGAACUUCCUCCUCGAGGGGCUCUACCCGGACACCGUGUACUACAUCUGGCUGGCGGCCCGCUCGGGCACGGGCGAGGGCGCUGCCACACCACCCCUGCCUGUGCGGACGGACCAGUACGUUCCGGGUGCGCCGCCGCAGCAGGUACGCGGCGUUGCUCUCGAUUCGCGCUCGUUGCGCAUCAGCUGGGAGCCACCGCCACGCGAACUGCACAACGGCGCCAUCACGUACUACAAGGUGAAGUACAUCCGCGCCGACGCGGCCCCGGGGGCGGCGCCCUACGAGGCGCUCAAGGGGCCCGCCGAGCUGUCGCACAGCAUCACGGGACUGGACAAGUGGACCCCCUACCGCGUCUGGGUGCUCGCCGGCACAUCUGUCGGCGAUGGCCCCGCCUCCCCGCAGGUUCUCGUGCGCACCGAUGAGGACGUUCCUGGAGAGCCACGGACGGUGAAAGUGACCGCGCUGAAUAGCACGGCACUGGCCGUCUCAUGGAAGCCACCGUCCAACCGGGAUCGAAAUGGGCUCAUCCGCGGCUACCAGAUUCACGUGCAGGAGAUGAACCGUCACGGGGACCUCAUCAAUGAGCCCCUGCGAUAUGACGUCGCCGACGAGACUGCCGAGGAGUACAACGUGACGGGCCUGCAGCCUGACACCGAGUACUCUGUCCAAGUGGCUGCUGUCACACGGAAGGGCGAUGGCUCACGUAGCCGUCCCAAGAUGGCCCGUACUCACGGCGGAGUCCCUACUCGCCCGGAGCUUACAGCCCGAAUCCACACGGAGGACCAACGCCUUCGUGUUGAGCUCCACUGGUCUCGGCCGAACCACACCUAUGGAGAACUGCUUCAGUACAGGCUGCGUUAUGGUCGCAUGGAUGGGGGUGCUCUGGAAGAACGCGAGAUUGAGCCCAUGGACCAACACAUCACCGUUGAGAACCUUGCACGAGGGGCAAGGUACGAGUUUCGCCUUUCAGGCAGGAACUUGCUCGGAUGGGGACAAGAAGCCAUCACGUUUGUCAGCACACCAGAAGGAGAGCCCACGUCACCCCCGCAGAAUGUGACCUUCCGACUGCAAAGCCCCACCACCGUGGUGUUCACAUGGGAGCCCCCCAGCCCCCUGCAUCGCAACGGUCACAUCACCCACUACAGCGUCCAGUUCCGACGACGGUCAUCGGAUUUCAGCGCCGAUGAUCGGAACACUUCCCACACUCGGGUUGUGUUCAGCUCCCUCGACGAGAAGACGGACUACUUCAUGCGUGUGCGUGCCUGCACGGCCAAAGGCUGCGGACCCUGGGGCGAAAACCUGACGGCUAGCACUCCGGGCGACAUUCCGUCGGCUCCAACCAACGUCCAGGCCGUGGCCACUUCUGACCAGUCAGUCGAGGUCUGGUGGGACGAGAUGCCCUACUUCAGAGAUAUCCUUGGCUAUCAGGUGCUGUAUGCUCAGACGGCCGUGGAAGACCUGGAUCAGUGGGCGGUGAAGAAAGUGCCGCUCACGUGGUCAGCCGAGCUGACAAGCCUUGAAAGCCACACAGUUUACGCCAUAAGAGUGGCCGCCUACACACGGGAAUCCCUGGGCAAGCUUUCUGACCUGGUGACCGUGAAAGUCACACCCACAGAUGUUCCAACGCAGCUGCGAGCGUACGGCGUGACCACCCAUGGCAUGAUUUUGUCUUGGCGACCUCCUACACGUCUGGACUACAUCAAGUUUAACAUCUCAUACAGCGCACACAAGGAGUUCUAUGAUAGCCGAGGCAGCCCGCAGGAGCUUCCGAUCCCGCCGCAGAGCGUACUUUUGGACGUUGGCACGACAAAUUACACCAUAGAGAACCUGAUCCCAUUCACAAGCUACAAGGUCAACCUGACGGCCGUGCCACGGGACGGGUCGUACCGGCCACCUGCCAAGAUUAUGGUCACCACAGCCAUGGCCGCUCCAAAACCAAUGGUGAAGCCGGAUGCUCUGUGGCCAAUCAGCAAUGGGGACGAGAUCACCGUUAUUCUGCCCAAAGCCUCGGAAGAGUAUGGUCCCAUCAAACAGUACUACCUUGUCGUCGUCCCUUCAGAGUUUGCCACCAAGGAGCCGGACGAUUACAAGAUAGAAGAGUUGAUGUCUACACCUUUGGACGAAGAUGGUCCCUACAUAGCGGCAGCGUUCGUUCGCCAGAACAUGCCCGAACGGUUUGUUCUGGGAGACAUGAAAGUGAACGGUGGUUUCCGAAACCGCAAGCUACAACCGUACCGGCGGUACCGAAUUUUCGUACGAGCCGUUGUGGACACUCUGCAAAAGAACCUGUUCACAACAAGCCCAUUCUCGGACGAGCUGAGCCUGGAGAUGCUGCCCCAGGUUCGGCUUCCCUCGGCCGAUGACGUGCCCAACGUGUCACACAUCGAGCGUGCCCGCACCGACGUGGGCUGGAUCGUCGGCCCCGUGCUGCUCAUUGUCUUCAUGGCCCUCUUCCUCACGCUCUUUUUCAUCCUCAUGAAAAGGAGACGACAGCAGGCCAAGGCGCCUGCGGGGGAGACGACCAUGAAGCUGCUGAUGAACUCGGGGGACCUGGCAUCCUCCCACCCCGGCGGAGUCGGGGGAGCGGGUGCGGACCCCGUGGAGCUGCGGCGCCUCAACUACCAGACGCCCGCGAUGGUCGGCCACCCGCCCAUUCCUGUGAGCCAGCUGGCGGGGCACAUCGAGACACUGAAGGCAAACGACAACCUGCGCUUCUCCCAGGAGUAUGAGUCUAUCGACCCGGGCCAGCAGUUUACCUGGGAGCACUCGAACCUGGAGUCGAACAAGCCGAAGAACCGGUACGCCAAUGUGGUCGCCUACGACCACAGCCGCGUGGUGCUGCAGCCCAUCGACGGCAUCCCCGGCUCGGACUACAUCAACGCAAACUACUGCGACGGUUACCGCCGCCGCAACGCCUACAUUGCCACCCAGGGCCCGCUGCCCGAGACCUGCAGUGACUUCUGGCGCAUGGUCUGGGAGCAGCACAGUGUCACCAUAGUCAUGAUGACCAAGCUGGAGGAACGAACGAGGGUCAAGUGUGACCAGUACUGGCCGUCUAGAGGUUCUGAAACCUAUGGCCUCAUGGAAGUGACCCUAGAGGAUGUUCAGGAGCUGGCAACAUACUGUAUUCGGACAUUCAGCCUAAAAAGAUCCGGUUACCUCGAGCGCCGUGAAGUGCGGCAGUUCCAGUUUACGGCGUGGCCCGACCACGGCGUUCCCGACCACCCAACACCGUUCCUCAUGUUCCUGAAGCGCGUGAGGACGAUGAACCCGCCAGAGGCUGGUCCCCUCAUCGUUCAUUGCAGUGCCGGUGUUGGCCGGACGGGCUGCUUCGUGGUGAUCGACUCGAUGCUGGAGCGUAUGCGGCACGAGGGCACAGUGGACAUCUACGGGCAUGUGACGUGCCUGCGAGCGCAGCGAAACUACAUGGUCCAGACGGAGGACCAGUACCUGUUCAUCCACGACGCGCUGCUGGAGGCCGUGCUGGCGGGCAACACGGAGGUUCCCGCCCGUGCCCUGGCGGCCCACCUCCAGUCCCUGCUGCAGCUGGUGCCCGGAGAGGCCUGCACGGGCAUGGAGCUCGAGUUUAAGAAGUUGGCCAACAUGAAGACGCAAGCCAACAAGUUUGUCAGUGCAAACCUCCCCGUGAACAAAUUCAAGAACCGGCUGAUGAACAUACUGCCUUAUGAAUCAACCCGGGUCUGUCUACAGCCUAUUAGGGGUGUGGACGGGUCAGAUUACAUCAAUGCAAGCUUCAUUGAUGGCUACCGGUACCGCAAUGCAUACAUAGCAACGCAGGGACCGAUGGCAGAGACCGCAGACGACUUCUGGCGGAUGGUCUGGGAACACAACUCCAACAUCGUUGUCAUGCUUACCAAGCUCAAGGAGAUGGGCCGGGAAAAGUGCCACCAGUACUGGCCGUCGGAGCACUCUCAACGGUAUCUCUACUACGUGGUUGACCCGAUAACAGAGUACAACAUGCCCCAGUACAUCCUGAGGGAGUUCAAAGUCACCGACGCCAAGGACGGCCAAUCGCGGACCAUCCGGCAAUUCCACUUCACCGACUGGCCCGAGCAGGGUGUUCCGAAGACAUCCGAGGGUUACCUCGAGUUCCUCGGCCAGGUGCACAAGACCAAGGAGCAGUUUGGACAGGAGGGACCGAUCACGGUGCAUUGCAGUGCGGGAGUUGGCAGGACGGGCGUGUUUAUCACGCUGAGCAUUGUACUGGAGCGCCUGCAAAGCGAGGGUGUCCUAGACAUAUUCCAGACAGUGCGUACGCUUCGCACCCAGCGCCCGGGCAUGGUCCAGAGUGAGGAUCAGUACCAGUUCUGCUACAGAGCUGCACUGGAGUACAUGAGCAGCUUUGACCACUAUGCAAAUUGAACCGGAGAGCCUUGCAAACAAGCUGAGCUCCUUGCGGAUUUCCAAGGCCCGCAUACCUAAAUGAUCCUCCCCAUGCUUUCCCGUGCACUCUCGGCACGUACUGCUGUGUGGACAAAAAAAGUGCGUGCUGGAUGUGCCGUGGAAAAGUGCUGGCGCAGUUAGGGGGGCAUGCCUCUUCACACCGCGCACACACUGAAUCAACACUUGCUCCCUUGCGAGAUUCUAGUUUUACGUUUAGUUUCCUUGUUGAAACGCCUCCGUUCAUGUUCCACUUGUUCCGCACAAAUUUCUGCUUCAUUCACACAGAAAUUGUGGAUUCCGCAUCGCUUCCACAUCAUUUCCGCAAGAAGAGUAUGGAAAACGUACACAUUGCUGGGAGGCAUACAAAAUGUUUCAAUGGGGUUUUGUUGACAAGCUCGUAUUUGGAUCUGUCCUGAAGCGAGGUGGAACGUGUUGCCUGGUGUGGUUUUUUGAGCAUACAUUUCGGUUUCAUGCCUGGGAAGCAUACGUGUCAUUCCUAAAUUCGAUAGUAUUUCAACUGCUGCCGUUCUUAGAGCACCCACUAGUACGAUCUCAUUUUUUUAAAGCCUGUCUUGCUGUCGUCGCACCCGUGCCCACACCCGAAAGGCACUAACAGAAUUGCUUAGCACGUGACAUUGGAUAUUCGCGACACCACUGUGUUCACUAUCAAAAGAAGCAUCAAGGGAAAGAGUGCCCCAGCACCGUCAGGUGUACUGCUGUGUCACAGGCUAAAGCAAAAGAGGGAAAAAAAUGUAUCCAAAAUGGUUGGAGAAGGCGGCAAUCUGUGAGUAAUAGAAGACGAGCAGUGUCGUCUGGCUUCCUAGUCACUCAGGUUAACCACUUUCUGCAUUUCAAGGGAAGAGGCUGGAAGAAACUGAGAGAUAACAGCCCUCCAGUAGGACUCGUCUUUCUCUCUUCAAUGCCCCUCUACAAAUGUUUUACACAGCGCUCAAGCUGGUCGGAGCAAGAUGGUGUGAGGGGGGCGCGGCCCAAAGCUGCUGGCGUGUUAUGGAAAAAAUGCGAGAGCCCCCCUCCUGACGUCCCUACCUCAAGGCAACGUCACCUUAAUUUGCAUCCUCUGCAAGCCAGUGCUUUUCUUUCUUCCUUUCUAUUUUUUCCUCCCCCCCCUCCCCUCCCUCCCUUGUUGCUCAGAUAUUCAUCAAGGCAAUAGCAGUGAGAUUUCGUCAGCAACCCCGUCAGCUAAGGUGCAGAAAAUAAGCGUUUUAGACUUCUGUUCAAGUUUGACCGUUCUUCUUCGCCUCCCUGCGUCUACUUCUUUCCGCAGCGUUCCUUCGGCAUCCACAUUGACGCCUUUAUUUUUAUCAGCACACGGUUCCUCCAUGUGGAGCCUGUGCAGCACAAACCGCACCCAUGCGGCAAGGCGCCAAGCUAAUAUAAUGUUCAAUAGGCUUUUUCUUUAACGUCGUCAUCUUUCAUUGUAUCAUACCGCAUCACACACUCACACUGGUAUAUGUUUAUAUUGUGUUGAGAGCGUGGGAGUGUCUCUCAGUAUGAUUUUCUGUACAUAGUCAUGUGCACCCAUGUCACGCGUGGUCAAGAACUGUUGCCGCGGGAAGGACGUUGCGGUUUUUUCGAUGGUGGAAACGAGAAUGGUCACGAGUUGACGAGCAUUCUGCAGACCCUGGAUCACUUGGCAGUGCAGGUUGACUUCCACGAAACAUUGAGGGUGGACAGAAAAUCGGUAAACAAAGGCCUGGAUUGUCGCGCAGUUCUAAACAAUAUUGAUCAGGGCACGCCGCUGCAGUGUCUGUUAGUAGAUGCGGCGCCGUCUGUUGAAAGUAUAAUUUUGAAAAAGGCUCUGAGCUGCCGCAUUUCGUGAUCACAUGCCUCACGAGCCAUUGUAUUUCACCGUAACAAUCAGGUGCUAUAAAACUUGAUCCCUAAAGACUAGCUCGAAGUGUUACUCUGGCCAAGUUAUAUAACAUGGUGCUGCUAGCAUGAAACCAUUGUUUUGCUGAAAGUCCAAUAGAUGAUGCCACAUCACAUGUAGAUACGGCAGCGGCCUGCACUUUUGCAAGUCUUGUUUGUAAUGAAUUGUGCACUCGUAUUUUUUUUUUUUUUUUACUUAGGUCACUAUUUCAAUUUAGGCAACCUGCUUGCUGUAACUGUGUGUGCGUGGACAGAAUAGUUAUGAUGAGCAAAUUUUUUCUUACUGUGAGGCUAAAGCCUCCUUACAAGUGUUUUAUUUCUCUUCUUAUUUAUACAUUUUAGUAUUUUUUCUCUCUUGUGUUGCCUUUUACAGCAGUCUUCUAUGAGAAUGAACUUUUAUGGCCUGCACAGAGUGCAGAUGCGUGUGAAUGCACAUUUUUUUCUGCGUACUGUAGAUGUGGCACAUCACUUCGUUUUACUUGUUUGCUAUGUCUGUUGCAGCUUUUUUUUAGCAUCUGCCUUGUGAACAUACAGUUGUGUGGGUUUUUCAGCCCCACCUUUUCGUUUAGCACAGCAUACUACAUUUUCGUGCGUAUUACCCACACCAGAAAUUCAAAAAACUUGAGUACAAAGCGGCAGUGCGACUAGUACGUGAAUUUAUCCUCAUGGUGUGGCAUUAAAGCAAUGCAAAGCUGGUUCUUACUUCAAUGCUGAGCACCAAUAAUGUCGUGAUAAGUGAGCAUUAUAAAAAUAUAUUGUUUCUGGAGCAUUGCUUUGUGUUAGUUGUUGCGAGUUGUUUUUGACGAAGAUUGAAUCAUUGUAUGCAGUUAUUUGCAGAAGUAUGUAAGCAUUCCCGACCCACUCUCCAAUCCACUCUCUCUCUCUUUUUUUUUUUUUUUUUGAUAGUUGAAGGAAUUUAUGUGUUUGUGCCAUUGCAUGCAAAGGGUGGGUUAUAUGCACGAAACUGUGGUAUAAGCCCCGCUUGUAUCUUUGCAAAGCAUGCCUGUGGUGUGCAGGGGAGAAAGAGAGAAGCUGUGUUUGUACUUUUGCGUCUGAAGCCGGUUUGUAUGUGUGCGCAAUUCUGUUACAUUAACAGAGAAGCCCUUUGUAAGUUGCGACCAGGUAGCUAUUUUUACCAGAAGCAGCGGCGUUAGUUUGCGUCACGCCAAGAGCGGGCGGAGACACCUUGACAGCUUUACCGACUUGCGUGUGCUCCCCGCUAACUUUGCGUUUCUGCGCCCGCUCGUUUCAAUUAUCAAGGAAGAAAAAGUAGAAAAGAGGAGAUGGUUUCUAACGAGCUGGCCUGCGCUCUUUUGUACAUAAACUGUGCACGUGACUUAGAGCUGUAGUGUUUGGGCGCUGCUGCGUGUGGCAGCUGACCACGACGAAGUCUUCUCUCAAGGUUGCAUCCCUUUGUUGCACUUUGUGCGACACACCUCCCCCCCCCCCCCCCUUGAUCGACUUUGACCGUGGAGGAAUCAGGCUUCUCCGUGGUCUGUUGGAGACACUUGCCGGUUAGCCAACACAUAAUCAUGGGUUGCAUGUCACGGCCUCCGAGAGCUUCUUCUUAGGGACAUAUCAUCACGUAGUGGUUUUCUCUUUCGUCGGCUCCGUACAGCGGCCGACCCAUAGCAUCCUCGACCCUUACGCACUGACAUACUUAAAGAAAACGAGGUUGUGACAUAAGUGUGUUACGCCGAGAAAGGAAUAGGAUCUUCGUUUUACUGUGUGCUCGUCAAAAGUGUGUGGUGAAAAGUCGUUGGGAGAAAACUGUGGUGCCCUAUAUAAACUCACAUGCCUUGCGGAUGCGUGCCGUACGGGAAUUCAGUGCCACUGCGUAUUUGUGCAGCUUAACACAGUGCGAGACAUGUGGCGAUUGCCAGGUUCGUGUGCAUGUGGUUAUGUCGUCGCACUACCAAUUGGUGGCCAGCAAUCUAAGAGAGUUCCUUCUGUGUCUUAUCUUUAUGUUCUUGCAUUUUUUAAUGGUCUUCAGAAGCAUCUUCCAUUGUGCAUCUUCUUUUUUUUUUUCAAUGUUAUCAUUAUUAUUUCCAUUAUUGUAACUCACAGUAGUAGUAGUGGCGCUUUUUCUGCUGCUCAUAGAACAAAUCGUGGAUUGUUUCUACAUGCUUUCUCUACAAAGCCAUUUAUUUGCCCUUAGAGUUAGUGACUUUCUAAGUUUUAGACUUUUGCUGUUUGAUCAAAUGAAUCCUUUUUAUCAGCUAGAAGUGAUUUAUUUAUAUUGCCUACUAUGUUUUCAUACUGGAAUGUUGAUUGUUAAGAUCUUUACAAACAUCCUGCAUGCCCUGAAGGUGGCAUGCGGGGGGUAACUGUCAUUGGUGUAUACUGUGCCACUUUUUUUCUUUUUCUUUGACAUCUCGGUGCAAAACUUUCAUUAAUUGAAUGGCAGCUAGAAGAAUAUGUUCUGAUUAGCCGUCAUAACAGUCACCAAAGAGGGGAGAAUAUCGCACAGAUGGCACUAUGCCCAUUCAGGAACUUUGAAAAAAGUAAAAAAUAAUCCCAGUUUUGGGAAGAACUCGCUGUGUUGAAAAAAGCCCACAGAGGCACGAUGAUACGAGCUGCUCCGAAUAACUGCGUGUUCCUCCUUGUGCCACAAGAUUGGCUCGUGUCUGUUGUAGUGUAUCCAAUAAACAUGUCCAGGGA
Dermacentor andersoni is the source of this 10960-nucleotide messenger RNA. It is a transcript of the gene Lar, whose product is annotated as tyrosine-protein phosphatase Lar. Gene Ontology annotation, molecular function: protein tyrosine phosphatase activity; protein binding. Gene Ontology annotation, biological process: protein dephosphorylation. The record is from RefSeq and is a predicted model, not a curated record. NCBI's taxonomy places the organism in Eukaryota, Metazoa, Arthropoda, Arachnida, Ixodida, Ixodidae.